This is a messenger RNA of Dendrobium catenatum, 1686 nucleotides long. RefSeq names its product probable protein phosphatase 2C 11. The record is from RefSeq and is a predicted model, not a curated record. The transcript has 11 exons. Gene Ontology annotation, biological process: protein dephosphorylation. Bases 1 to 1068 code for a protein of 355 amino acids. Lineage: Eukaryota; Viridiplantae; Streptophyta; Magnoliopsida; Asparagales; Orchidaceae. Gene Ontology annotation, molecular function: cation binding; protein serine/threonine phosphatase activity.
AUGGGCAUAUAUCUCAGUACUCCUAAAACUGACAAAUUUUCUGAAGAUGGUGAGAAUAAACGAGUUAGAUAUGGUUUAUCUUCUAUGCAAGGUUGGCGUGCAACAAUGGAAGAUGCACAUGCCGUCAUUCCGAAUCUUGAUGACUUCACAUCAUUCUUUGCCGUUUAUGAUGGCCAUGGAGGAAAGGUAGUUGCAAAGUUCUGUGCUAAAUUCCUGCACACCCAAGUGCUUAAGAACGACGCUGCUUCUCCUGGAGAUUUAGGGGCCGCUGUUCGGAAAGCUUUCUUGAGAAUGGAUGAGAUGAUGAGAGGACAGAGGGGAUGGAGAGAAUUAGCUGGAGUUGGGGAUAAGAUGCAUAAGUUUACUGGUAUGAUCGAAGGUCUUAUAUGGUCUCCAAGAGGCGGUGAUUCUAAGGGCCAUGAAGAUGACUGGGCUUUUGAAGAGGGCCCUCACUCUGAUUUUUCUGGGCCAACAUCGGGAAGCACAGCUUGUGUAGCUAUUAUGCGAAAAAACCAACUUCUUGUUGCAAAUGCCGGUGAUUCUCGCUGUGUUAUUUCAAGGAAGGGUCAUGCUUAUAAUCUGUCAAGGGAUCACAAACCAGUGCUAGAGAUUGAGAGAGAGAGAAUUUUAAAAGCAGGAGGUUUUAUUCAUGCAGGACGAGUCAAUGGAACUUUAAACCUUGCAAGGGCAAUCGGUGAUAUGGAGUUCAAGCAAAACAAGUUUUUACCCGCUGAAAAGCAGAUUGUAACAGCUAAUCCAGACAUCACUGUUGUGGACCUUUGCGAGGAUGACGAUUUUUUUGUUUUAGCUUGUGAUGGAGUUUGGGACUGCAUGUCAAGUCAGCAACUGGUUGAUUUCAUCAAUGAACAUAUAAGCACUGAGAAUAGCCUCUCUGCCGUGUGCGAAAAAGUACUUGACCGGUGUUUGGCUCCAUCAACGGCCGGAGAAGGCUGUGACAAUAUGACUAUGAUCCUGGUUCAAUUGAAAAAGCCCAUCAAUUCAAAUGUUGCCGAGGCUGAACAAUCAUCUCAAGUUAGGCCAGAGAUUGAGACAAAUUCAGAAGCUUGAUCAAUCUAGACUCUAUUGAACUACAGACAGGAAAAUUCAAGAUUCGUAGAAAAUUUCUGAGCUCUCGUUAGAAACUUCCAAUCAACCAUCAAUGGUGCUUCACGUUUUUGGAGCUGUCCCUAACCUGCCAAGUUUUUUGGCCUCCUUCCUAAAAGAGAAAGAAAAAUGGUCCAAUAUCCUUAUUUUUUCAAUAAUUGAAAAUUGCUUUAAUCGAUAGAUUGUUACGUUUAGGGUUUAGUAGUUAACUUUUGUUGGACAAAUUAUUCUGUGCUGAGUUUGGACAGGAAAAAUAAUUCAGACAUGUGAGUGUACAUACACUGUAAAUAGUGUGUGUACACAUAUGUGAUAGACAAUGUAUACACUAUGUACAUAAUGUAUGUACAUUUGCUGUCCGGACGAUUCUUCCCGUCCAAAUUUCACAUAGAAUAAUUUAUUCCUUUGUUGACACCUGUUGACCCGCACACUAGAUAUUUGUUGACCAAUGUGAUAUCCAAAAUUAACUAAUGUCACUUAACAUCAAUGUCAAACUACAAUUUUAAACGUCUGAUUGUCGAUGUUUGUCGAUGUCCAACUUUUGAAGUCUUAUAUUAUCCUUCGCUGACUCUCAUUGGAUCACUA